AUGCUCGGCUCCGAGGCCGCCGCCGCUUGGAGGGCCCGCAUCGACGCGAGGCGCAAGUCCAAGCGCUCGGUCGUCCAGGCUGUCUCAGCGGCAGGCGCCUGCUCGGCGGGUAAUGCGAUCUGCUGGGCGAGCCUCAAGGCUGGCUCCGCCCGUUGCAACCGCGGGGACUGUCGGCUCCUGCACCUGAACUCCGGCACGUGCAUCCACUCGGUGGAACACAUGUUGGGGCAGCGGAGCGCCGCGUGCGACGCCUGCGCCUUCCACAGCCUCAGCCGCGAGGUGCUGCUGCAGCAAGUCGCCGGCUGGUGGGGAACGGGAUACGAGCUGGUUGAGAGCGGCGACACGGAGGCGGCGCGUCCCGCUGCGCCGCCUGCAAUGGUGCCGGCGCUGGCCUGCGAGGAGUGCGAGCCAUGCGCUUCGAGCUGGCACACCGACGUCGAGUUUUGGCGCGGCGAGAUCGCGCGCCGCCACCCGGGAAACGGCCACCUGCAGCGGCUGGUGGGGGAGGCGUGGUUCAGCGCACUGCUCUGCGACGAGGGCGGCGCAAAGCUCUGGCGCGGCGUGCGGCGGAGGCUGCUCAAGGAGCUGACAGAGGCGAGGGCGGCGGCCUGCCUCGCGUACGCGGUGGUCUGCCUCGUGCGGCGCGCGUUGCAGAGGGUUGGGCUGCCCGCCGACGGCCAGGAGGGCGGGAGUGGAGCCGUCAUAUUCGACGUCUGCGCCGGGCGCGGCAUUGUGGUGCGGUGCCACCUGCUCGACAUCUUCCAAGAGGGCGCGCUCGAGCGGCUCGCGCAGCACUACGUGGCGGGCGAGUGCGGCGGCGGGUUUGCCUGGGGCUGCGCGGUCGGGACGCACUUGUGCGGCGCGCUGAGCGCGCGGCUCGUCUCCUUCUUUGGCAGCGGUGGCCCUCUGCUGCGCGAGCUGGUGCUCUCCCCGUGCUGCCUCAAGGGGUGGCUCGGGAAGGAGGUGCAGCGGCAGGCGCGCGAGCUGCACCGGCCCCACUACGAGGUCCUCGUCAGCACGCUCGCCGAGCUGGUGCGCGCAGCGUGCCGCGACGCCGAGGGCGAGGGCGGGAGCGGUUGCGCGGACUCUAGCGGGUCGGCGGCGGAGGUGGAGGUGCGCGAGUGGUACGAUGCCGCAGUCCUCUCAGAGAAGAAUGGCUUCGAGCGGGCCGCCGCGCUCGCCACCUCGCUCCGCCGGUGCGGCCUCGACGCGUGCUAUUUGCGCCGGGGCGGCGCGGACAGCCUCGCCAAGCUGCUCGGCCGCCUCCCCGCCGGGGGGUCGCUGCUGGCCGUCGGGCGAGAGGGGACGAGCUUACACGCCGCUGGCGGCGGGCCACCGCUGCGCCUGCACGCCGGCAUCGCCGCCAAGCGGCUGCGCAACGCGGGCGCGGCGGGCUUCCAGGACUCUCUUCUGGCGGCAUGCGAGCUUCGUGCAGGCGAGGUCGUCAUCGACGCGACGGCGGGCUUGCUGGGCGACGCUCUCGUCGCCGCGCACGCCGUCGGCCCGGGCGGUCGCGUCGUCGCGAUGGAGUCGAUCCCGCUGCUCCACGCCGUCACUUCCGGGUCGCCGUCGACGCUCGGCGACGCCCGCGCAGACGAGGCGCUGGGUCGCGUCUCGGUGCUGCUCGGUGACCACACGGCGCUCCUGCGCUCCAUGCCGGACGAGUCGGCCGACGUCGUCUUCUUUGACGCGGCACCUGCGUACGCCGGGCUGCGCUCGCUCGCCGACCAUCGGCCGCUCAGCGCGGAGGCGGUGCGGCAGGCGGUGCGGGUUGCGAGGAGGCGCGUCGUCGUGAUGGACGCCGCCGCCGGCGAGGAGCUCGAGCGGUUGGGCGUGCCGCUCUACCACCGGAGCCAGCGCAAGCGCUUCGGCCCUGCUGACUCGCCGGCGCAGCUGCUGGCCGCCACGUGCGUUUGCCGCGACGAGGUGCGAGAGGCGUUGGCGCAGCUACGGCGCUCGAGAAAGGGGCGCCGAGAGGAGGCGCGGGUGGGGGAUGGGCAGGCGGCGGCGGGGGCGGAGGUUUGCAACGACUUGGUGGCUGCGAUGAGUUGCUGCAUUCGAAUCGAGGAGCGGGCGUUCGCCGCGUGCGACGCGCUGCGAAGAGAUUUGCGCUUAUCGUGUGGGCUUUGCGUCAGUGGUGACUGA
Molecule: messenger RNA, 2145 nt
Organism: Emiliania huxleyi CCMP1516
Lineage: Eukaryota; Haptophyta; Isochrysidales; Noelaerhabdaceae
Exons: 10
Coding region: 1-2145 (714 amino acids)
Source: RefSeq, a predicted model, not a curated record